ACCAACAGUUGCGUCUUAAGAAAUCAGUCCGGUAGAGAUAAUGGUAGGACAUUUAUGAUAUUUCCUAAUACUUUUAGACUAUUGAUCACUGAAAUUGUAUUAUGCCAAGCUAACACUACAGGGAUUUUGACUUGAUUCUGAUGUAGACUUCUCUUAGACAUAUAGAAUGGCUAAUGGUUAUUCACAUUUGCUGAAAUUAAAUUGACAGCACCUAGUUUAUUCUGAAAAAUCGGAAAGUUCCUCUUAUCAGAAAGGUCAACGAUGUGAUUAUUUCAAAUUCCAUCAGUCUGGACAUUGUCAAAGGAGCCAGGUUAAUUCUUUAUAUUGAUGGCUCUGACUCACGUUAGAUUGAAGAUUGAAACUAUACAUUUUAAUCCUCUAGAAAUAUUGCGGGUAAUUAUCUGUCAUCAUACCUAUAAAACCAGCCAUGUGUGAAAUUUACUACGCAGGGUUUAAAUCAAGAAUGGCAAUUAAAAGACAGCUCUAAAUUUAAAAAAAUGAAAAUCUUGUGGUGUUAGUUUGGCACAUGAGGAUAAAAGCAUUAUAUUGUUUAUGUGAAUAUUAUUAUAAUCAAGAAAUAUGUAAAUAUUUAGGAUUAUAGGACAUGAUGUAUACAUUGAAUUACACACUGUAUCUCGUCUAGUGCCUAGGCCAGCCAUUUGAACAUGUUAUAGCUAGAUAUCUAUUACAGAUAUCUGUGAUUCAAUACUUCGUGGUAAAAACAAUUUCAGGAUAACAAAAUGACCUUCUUCUGAUAACAAUUUAUAUUUCAGAUAUCCCAAAUGUCAUCCUUCCUAAGAAAAAUUAGGAAGGAUAUCUGAAAUAUCUGAAAUUAAAAUUAGGAUCAGAGUGGACUUUUAAAACGGCUUACGUGCCAUCCAUUUAUACUCUUGGAAAGGAAUGCUCAAAACGAUUUUACUCUUUUGACCUACCUAUAGAAUACAAAACCGCAAGUCAACAUUACAAUAACUGAUGAAAAAUGCUUUUCCAUUUUUCUUUUCAGGGUAUCUUUCAAAUAGUGGUUAUUCUAUUACUGAGCCAACUCCCUUCAUUGAGAGGAAGAAUCCCCCUGUUUUUUCCAUGUGACAAUAAUGAAAACGAUACUGAGAUAUACUGCACUGACAGGCCCCUCGAUGACAUCCCUGUUUUCACUUCAAUGAAUGUAACGUUUGUUGACCUAAGUCACACCAAGAUACUGGAAGUAGGACAGCAUAAAUUCUCUGGCAUUCCAAAUCUAAUCACUCUGAAAAUGACGUGGAAUUGUGAUCCCAAUAGCAUUCGAAACAUAAACAGCCCCUCCUGUGGAGUCAGAAUACACAAGGAUGCCUUCAGGAGUCUGAACAACCUCACUUAUUUAUAUCUGUCAGGAAACAGCCUUACCACGUUACCCUGGUUACCGGAAAGCAUUAAGGUCCUGGAUCUCGAGAGUAACUGCAUUUUCAAAAUCAUCAUCCCUUUUGGAACCCCACAUCUAGAGCAGCUCUUACUCUCAAUGAACUGUUAUAAUGAAAACCCUUGCCACCAGUCAUUUUACAUCCAUGAGGACGUUUACAAGGAGCUAUCACAUCUAAAAGUUCUAUACCUUGGAUACAACAAUUUGACAUCAAUACCACUAGGUUUGCCAGCUUCCCUUAUGAAAUUGGACUUGCAAGAAAAUACAAUAAGUGAAGUUCCAGAAGGGGCAUUUGCUAAUUUUCCUAUCCUGGAGGAACUAAAUCUGGCAUGGAAUUGUCAGCGUUGUGACCAUGCAGCCCGCCCUUGUUUUCCCUGCCCUAACAAUGCCUCCCUAAAGCUUCACCCUAAUUCAUUCAAUACGAAAAACAGCUCCAUUAAUUUUCUGAGCUUGAGGGGAAACUCUUUGAACAAUAUAUCAGAGGGUAUUUUUCUCCCUUUGACACAUCUGAAGAGUUUGGAUCUCUCCAGCAACUACCUGGCCUACACCAUCCGUAAUGGUACCUUCUUUACAGAGCUAAAGCAGUUGACAUGGAUCAGCCUAAACUAUAACUCUUAUCCAUCCAAGACAUUUCCUGAACUGAUCCUUUCAGAACAUCUGGGAAAUGUCUCAAAUCUCAAAACCCUUCUGUUAAGCGGGAACUUUUUCAACACUGUUUCAGAACAAAGCCUUGUGGUUCUGUCCAGACUCAAACAACUUAAGAUUCUGGUGAUGCGCAUGAAUUUCAUCAAAUGUUUCAACAUGAGCACUGUGGGUAUGUUAAAUUCCCUCAAAAAAAUGGAUAUCUCCCAGAACAAACUGAGUUAUCUCCCAUAUAAUGUGUCAUUUGGGUCCUGUUUAGAACAAGGCUCACAGGGUCAAAAUGUUUUCAAAGACUUUUCAGAAUUACCAAUGCCACCAAUAUCAGUACAAAUUAAUCAAACUAUGAUUGAAAGCAACACCUGUAGAACUACCAAUACAAUAUUGGAAAUGUGGUAUUUCAGAAAGAAAUUCUGCCAAAAAAAGUUGACAUUUGAUCUUUCACAAAAUAAUCUUAUUUUCCUUCAUAAAGACUUUUUCUAUGGUAUGGAAAAUGUUGUGUGCUUGAACCUGACUUACAAUUAUGCAAACCAGGUGUUAAGAGGUAGACUUUUCGAUCAAUUGAAAAGCUUAGCUUACUUAGAUAUGUCAUACAAUAGAAUUGACCUAUAUUAUAGGGAUGUAUUCAGUGAGUUGAACAGGACUUUGAAGGUACUGGACCUCAGUCAAAAUGAGUAUAUAUUUCGUAUGAAGGGAAUGGCUCAUAAUCUUGAGUUUAUUGACAGGCUCACUAAUUUGGAGGUUUUAAAUCUUGCAAAUAAUGGCAUGGGUCAGCAAAUUACUCCGCACCUGAGCAGCAACUCCGUGAAGUAUUUGUACUUUUCUGGGAAUCGCCUAGAUUUAAUGUGGAAUACAGAGGGCCAGACCUACAUUCAUUUCUUCCAGAACCUGAAGAAUUUAAUCUACUUGGACAUCUCUCAGAACCGCCUGCGUUCAAUCGAAAACCGGAUCCUCUGUAAUCUACCAAAGAGCAUUCAGGCUAUCAGCAUUAGCAAUAAUUACCUUUCUUAUUUUCCAUGGCUGAACCUCACAUGUCUUGGAAAUCUUAGCCAUCUAAAUCUUACUGGAAAUCAACUUUCAUCUCUGCCUAACAGUGUGACAGAGUUUCCACCAGAUUUUUCUGUCUUGGACCUCAGUAACAAUCAGAUAAGCAAUCUUUCUGAUAAUUUCUUCAGUCAAGCCAAAGCUUUGCAGUGUCUCUAUCUCAAUGACAACUUUCUCAAAGUGCUGAACCGUCAGUCAAUCCCAUUCCAGCUGAAAAAUGGCACUUCUGUUCAGUUGCUUACCCUACAUAAUAACCCUUUCAGCUGUGAAUGCUACAAUUCAGAAUUGGAGGAAUUCCUGCGGACCAGCAACACACGUAUUCCUUACCUGACCACUGCUGUUCAAUGUGGAUUCCCAGAGUCCCUUCAGGGUCAAAGUGUGCUGACAGUCGACCAGCGUUCCUGUCAGGAGAUCUAUGGUGGCUUGGCCUUCUUCUUAAGUACACUCUUCACAUGUGCAUUUAUUGCUCUGCCAUUGUUAAGACAUCUUUAUGGCUGGGAUGUGUGGUACUGCCUGCAGAUCCUAUGGGCAGGAUGUAAGGGCUACCUGCAUCCUUCUGCCAGUUGCUCGCCAAAACACUAUGAUGCUUUUGUGGUGUUUGACACAAGCAACCAGGCUGUGAGAGACUGGGUUUACAAUGAGUUGGUUAUCCGUUUGGAGAGAUCUGGCUACAGAAGAUUCUCACUCUGUUUAGAGGAGAGGGACUGGAUUCCUGGGCUUUCCUGCAUUGAAAACCUCCACAAUGCUGUCCAUAGCAGCGAGAAGACAGUGUUUGUUCUGUCCAAUGGCACAAGAAAUGGCGUUGGGGAAGCAACAGUCAACGGUGUGAUACAGCAGACUUUUUUCAUGGUUCAACAGCGGCUUCUUGAUGAGAAGGUGGAUGUAGCCGUUCUCAUACUGCUGGACAAGAUGUUUCCAAAGCUGAAGUACCUCCAACUAAGGACGAGGUUGUGCAAGAAGUCAGUGAUGUCCUGGCCUAGAAAUCCACAGGCCCAACCCCUAUUCUGGAACCAAAUGAGGACAGCACUGUCGUCAGACAAUCUUAAAUUAUAUGACAGCAACAUUAGUGAAAGUUUCAUAUAAACUCUACUCGUUAUACAAAGUAACAAAGUUACAACUAUUUUCUCUCUGAAAAUGUGUUUAAAUAGGCCAAAUUACUUUUCAAUUAAGACCACCGCUGUUUAACAAUUGAUGCGAACCUUGUGUGUUGUUAAAUAUAGCCUAAACCUGACCCUAAAUCUUAUAUAGUUUACAUAAUCCUAAACUAGAGACAAGUUUCACUUGUCUCUAGUUUAACACACCAACAUCUAGUGUUUCUCAAAAAUGUGAUGAAAUGCGCGUGUAUAUAUAGGCUGAAUAACUUUUCAAUGUAGAACACAUCCUUUUACAUAAUUUGUGUUCAAUUUGAGAUUAGGGUUCCUGUCAAUGAUCAUUUGCAUCCCUGAUUAUGUAGCGUUUUAAUGUAAAAACACAUAACCAAUGUUGGACAAUGUACUGCCAUUAGAUUAAUCAAACCAUCAUGAAACUCACAUGUUUACAAUUAAACAAUUACAAUUUUGACAGGUAUUCGUGUGCUGAUCUAGAGAAGGGAUGAAGGCCCACUGCUGUACUAAUUUGGGAAUAUGAAAUGAAUCAAGAAUAUGGCUACAUUUUUGGGGGACAUUUUCUGUUAAGACACUUUAUUGGGUCUAAAGAUGUAUGCAUACUUUGGAUUUGUAUUUUUAAUCACAUUUUUUAAAUAAAGUGAUUUUUAAUUUGGGUUAGCACUUCAAUCUGCUUGUAGAUAUGGCAAAGAGUAACCAUGAUAUACUUUUUGAUUCAUGUUUCCCUAUCCUUUUUGCAUUUUCUUUUGGUAACUUUUUGUUAAACAAUCAUGAAUCUCAAAUUUAUAUCAGCUGCUGUUGUGAGUUUGGUGGAAAAAGUGUUAAUAUCUAAUAGCCAAACCCGGUGAGGCAGUCCUCAUUCUGUGAUUGUGGCUGAGUGGCUUACAUUUACAUUUAGGACAUUUAGCCGACACUAUUAUCCAUAGCGGCUUACAAUGUUCUUACUUAGUAUGUACAUUUGUCAGAAGAAAGAGGAACAACAAUAUAUUGCCCUCUUUACAGUAAAGAUGUUCAUAGAAACAAGUGACAAGCACUUACAAUUGUUGUGAAUCCAUCCCCCGUACACAACAAAGAUAGCUUGGAUAAGAUGCUACACAAUUCUUAGUGCUAUUUUAAAGUGUAAUAUAAUACUUAUACUUUAACAUACUUUAACAAAUUACGAGAGGUCGAGAAGGACUAGGAUUAAACUAUCAAGGCUUUAUUGCCACCGCACAGAGGAACUACAUCACCUGAAAUGGUUUGCAAAGAACUCGGAGACAGACUCUGAGCUCCGAUUUAUAUCCUAAGUGUGUGGCCGCCCCCAAGAUGUCCUUGGCCAAUCACAAUGCUAUAAACUACGGGCCUGCCCCGUUCACCAUUAGCAUUCAUGUCCCGCCCACAAUGUCUAAAAUACAUUCCAUACAUUCCAUUCAAGCAUUACGUACAGAAGGAUAACAUAAUUAUUAAACAUUAGUUACUUGAAGUUACAUGUUAUGCAUAAUGCAUUAGUUAUAUGAAGUGAGGUCUUUUAUUAAAAUCCAUUCAUGGCCUGUGUUAUUAACCUGAUCUUAAAUCACCAUGACUUGCCAGUUGCCACAUGGGAUCAAGAGAGGAGCCCUGUGAAAGCAAUAUUCAUUUAAACAGUAAAAUAUGCAUUUGUAAUAGUUAACAAUGCCACUUUAUUUGUCUGUGGCAUACACAGUCAUAAUCCUAAAGCUGGUAGUGUCUGUAUUUUAACCGUGGUACCGAUUAGUUAACCUAACUCCAACUUUGAGCCUACAGAAUAAACAUUCUAAAACCACAGACGAGAAACCAUAGGAGGGCGUUUCCUCUCACCGUGACGUGGGCCAGCCGUCUUUGAGGGGCCGCUCAAAAUGAAGGGGCUGGAGGUAUAUCUUUUGCAACACGUGAAUGCGGAACACAUGGAAAUGUACCUCAGGAUGCAAAUACUUGUUGACCAAGGAAAGCCAGGUAAUAUCAAGUGUUUAACAUUUGGCUCCAUUGUAAAUAUAUUUACCUUAUAUUCUUGUAUAAUUCAUGCUUUACGUUAACCUUACUUUUACUUGUAUCUAAGUGAACUGAGAGAUAGACUGAUGACAUUGGCUACAGAGGGAUGUCUGUCAGAUCCUCUGAGCUGUUGAAUAACAAUGGAACAAGGUCUGUAGCCGGUCUGGAGCCUGUCCCACUAAUUAUGUAUCAAGAUUUGUCCAAUAUCCUUUUACACCUUCAUUAUUUUCUACUA
Gadus chalcogrammus (walleye pollock) is the source of this 6400-nucleotide messenger RNA. RefSeq names its product toll-like receptor 9. The transcript is spliced from 2 exons. Gene Ontology annotation, molecular function: pattern recognition receptor activity; protein binding. The record is from RefSeq and is a predicted model, not a curated record. Gene Ontology annotation, biological process: defense response to virus; positive regulation of interleukin-6 production; toll-like receptor signaling pathway. The coding region runs from base 980 to 4159 and encodes 1059 amino acids. Gene Ontology annotation, cellular component: plasma membrane. NCBI's taxonomy places the organism in Eukaryota, Metazoa, Chordata, Actinopteri, Gadiformes, Gadidae.